UCAGGGGGAGAAGAGAUAUGAGAGCCAGUCGUCCUCUGGAGAGAACAACUUCCUCUGAAUCUGCUGCUGUUCCAUUUGAUCGAUCUUCUUCCAUCCGGAUCGAUAUUUCUGAGAGCUGAAGCGCGGAGCAGCCGGGUGUCCUGCUCAGAAUGGAGUCAUGUUCUCUCUUCUUUCUGCUCCUUCUCCUCGUCGCUCGCUCUGAAACGGUGCAGCUCCAGUCGAGUUCCCGGGAGCCUGAGAAGCCGUCAUCCCCAGAGGAGCAGACCCUGACGACCCCAGAGGAGCAGACCCUGACGACCCCAGAGGAGCAGACCCUGACGACCCCAGAGGAGCAGACCCUGACGACCCCAGAGUUACCAGGGCUUCCAGAACCAACCCUCACCACUGCUGCCCCGACCCCGAAAGCUCCCGAGACCGAUGACUUCCUGGGUCCACAAGAGUGCCUGGACCAGAAGCUGACCCGUGCGUCGUGUGACCGGGUGUUCUGCGCCCCGUGGGAGCGCUGCAUUGAAGGACAGUGUUCCUGCAAACCGCCGUACCUGUGUCCCCUGGAGGGGGUGGAGCCGGUUUGUGGGCGAGACGGCAGGAACUACAGAUCCUACUGCCAGGUGAUGGCGGUCUCGUGUCGGAGCAGGAAACCCGUCAUGUCCCACUUCGGGCAGCUCUGCAAAGGGAACGUCCUGAAGUUCGAGAGCUCCAGAGACUGGGCCAGCGGAGUGGUCCGGAUCUCCCUCCCCGACGGCGCCGGCGGCAGGGAGGACCUGCUGGUGUGUAGCGAGCUCUGGGACAUGGCUGCUGCCAACGUGGCCUGCAGGGAGGACCGGCACCCGUUGGGGGCGGCGUCUGCUGAUGCCGUGGACUACAGCGCCGUGGCGGCCGGCGGGGACCAGACGCUCCCGGGCCGCUGCGUCAGCGUCCGAUGCCGAGGCUACGAGACGUCGCUGGCCGAGUGCGAAAUCCACGACAAGCAGGACGUCGGGGACAAGAGGGUCGCUGCUGCAACCUGCUACCAGGACAAGCCCCGAGAAUGUGGCUUCCUCUGCGCCAACGGCAAGUGCGUGAACCGGACCCAGACGUGUGACGGGGUGGACGACUGCGGCGACCGCAGCGACGAGAUGUGCUGCAAGCGCUGCCGGAACGGCGCGCUGCGGUGCAAGACGGGCGUCUGCCUACACCCGGACGCCGUCAGGGACCAGCAGGUCGACUGCCUGGACGGCGAGGACGAGGUGCUAGGACACGUGGAAGCGGGCGCACCGGACGGGGGGGUCCAGACGACCCGGCCAGAGUACGUCUCCCGCAGAAACGAGACGCGGUCGGCCCGGCGGCAGCUGGAGUCCCUGCUGCACUGCGGCGUUCCCAACCACGACCUGGUGGACGACGUGGACGUGGUGCAGCGCGGGAGACGCAGCCGCGUCCGCAGGGUCGUGGGAGGAGUUCCCGCCAAGCCGACCCAGAUCCAGUGGCAGAUCGCUCUGCAGGAGCACCGGAGGAUCGACUGCGGAGGCGCCUACAUCGGAGGCUGCUGGGUCAUCACCGCCGCCCACUGCGUCAGGCCGAAUCCGUCCGCCUUCAAAGUCAAGUUCUCUCUCUGGAGGAAACACGGCCCUCAGAGCACCACCGACAUCGUUCCCGUGGAGGACAUCCGCAUCCAUCCCAACUACGUCCCCAGCACCUACGAGAACGACAUCGCGCUGGUGAAGCUGGAGAAGCUCCCGUUCUCAGACAAGUGUCUGGAGGACAACCCGGCCGUCAGACCGGUCUGCGUCCCCUGGUCCACGCAGCUGUUCCAGCCCAACCACACCUGCAGCAUCUCCGGGUGGGGGCGGACCGCAGAGGGAAGAUCUGCUCAGGUGCUGCUGUGGGCCAACGUGUCCCUGAUCGCGGGCUGCCAGGCGUCCUACGGAGGCCGCUUCAGGCCGGGGAUGAUGUGUGCAGGUGACCUGGAGGGCAGCGUGGACUCGUGCCAGGGCGACAGCGGCGGCCCGCUGGUGUGCCAGGACGAGCUGGGCGUGUCCUACCUGUGGGGCAUCGUCAGCUGGGGGGAGCGGUGCGGCCAGCCCGGGUUCCCCGGCGUUUACACCCAGGUGGCUCACUACUUCGAGUGGAUCCGGCUCCACACCGGGUGGCCCGCCGUCACCAGGUUCAACUCCUGACCCGAGCAGCUGGUGGAGGCUUGUCCACGUGUCCCGGACCAGGACUUAGCGUGGUCUUCUACAGGCCCACCUCGUCUUCGUUGAAGCACUAAUAAAGUUUUUCCUGUUUGUA
Molecule: messenger RNA, 2265 nt
Organism: Cololabis saira (Pacific saury)
Lineage: Eukaryota; Metazoa; Chordata; Actinopteri; Beloniformes; Belonidae
Gene: cfi
Product: complement factor I
Exons: 16
Coding region: 150-2153 (667 amino acids)
Biological process (GO): proteolysis
Cellular component (GO): membrane
Molecular function (GO): serine-type endopeptidase activity; protein binding
Source: RefSeq, a predicted model, not a curated record